AUGACGCUGAAUCCCAGACUGAAGCAGCCCCUUCCCAGAGCAGAAGUCCGGCGAGCCGGCUGGGCGGGCGGCAGCGCGCUGCAGACCCCGCCGGAGCCCCUCCCCUGCCUGUUUGCAUUCCUCCUUCCCACCCCCGGCCUCGGCACACACUGCUUCCUGUUCCUGGAACUUGCUGUCCUGGAGCUGGCCUCCUCCGGGGGAAACUUUGGUGUGCUUUCCCCGAGUGCCUGGGCCUCCACCGUCCUCUCACUCUCUGCCAACCGUCCAGCUCCCCCCGUGACGGUUCAGCCAGCGCCUCAGCCCCUGCGGGCCCGUCCGCCCCUGAGGACAGCAGUCAGCCUCCACUGGGAAGAGGAGCUGGGCAGGAGGAGCGGGGAGAACUCCGAGCCUGGAGCUGGCAGGGCCUGGAGCAAACCCCUCCUGCAGGCCACGUCCCCAGCCCAGGCCCACUGGGCUGCUCCUGUCCAGCCAAGGCUGCAAGGGCUCCGAGCCACAGGCAGGGCCACCCCAGAGGCGCCCCGAGGGACUGGCCCUGGGGUCUUCCUGUCCACCGAGUCUGCGCCUCCAGAGUCAGACUGGCCCCUUCGUGGUGUACAUUCUGGCUCCAGCCAGCAGGGUAAUGAAGGCACCCCCAGCACCCUCACCAGCAGCACGGAGUUGGUGCAGGCGCCGCAAGCCGGCUGCAGCCAGGGCAGCCACGGGUACGCCAGGACCGCCAGGUCCGCCGCCUCGGAGCCCGGAACCCAGCCGCCCAACACCCAGGCUGAGGACGUUGCGGCAGAGUCCAGGAAGCCGCCCAAAUCUGGGGGCAAAAGGGAGCCAGGAGCCCAGAUAACCCUGGGCCUCCGUUUCCGCACCUGUAGAGGGAGGCUACGUCCCCCCGCCCGCUUCCCACAGGGAACAGAGCCAGCGGCGGGCAGGGUGGGGCCACUCCCCGGGGCGCCGCUGACCCCCCACCGCCUGGUCCACCAGCCCUUCCCUGUCCUCCUGCUCCUGCUCUGGCCACCCACCAGCCUGGCUCUCCACAGCCCCCCACUCCGGCCGGGGGCCCGCACCCACGCAGCCGGGACCCCGCGCUGCUACUCGGCGGCGGAGCUACCCCUGGGCCACGACCCUCCCCACCUGCUGGCUCGAGCGGCCAAGUGGGAGCAGGCGUUGCCGGUGGCGCUGGUGUCCAGCCUGGAGGCGGCGGGCCGCAGGGGCCGGCACGCGGGGCUGCCGGCCGGGAACCAGUGCCCUGUGCUGCAGCCCGAGGAGGUGCUGGAAGCUGACGUCCACCAGCGCUCCAUCUCGCCCUGGAGAUACCGCGUGGACACGGACGAGAGCCGCUACCCCCAGAAGCUGGCCUUCGCCGAGUGCCUGUGCAGGGGCUGCAUCAGCACCAGGACAGGCCGCGAGACGGCUGCGCUCAACUCCGUGCCGCUGGUCCGGAGCCUCCUGGUGCUGCGCCGUCGGCCCUGCUCCCGGGAUGCGGCGGGGGCGCCCACGCCGGGGGCCUUCACCUUCCACACCGAGUUCAUCCGAGUGCCCGUGGGCUGCACCUGUGUGCUGCCCAGGUCGUCCCGGUGA
Messenger RNA from Mesoplodon densirostris (Blainville's beaked whale), 1569 nucleotides. It is a transcript of the gene IL17C, whose product is annotated as interleukin 17C. The record is from RefSeq and is a predicted model, not a curated record. Gene Ontology annotation, cellular component: extracellular region. NCBI's taxonomy places the organism in Eukaryota, Metazoa, Chordata, Mammalia, Artiodactyla, Ziphiidae. Gene Ontology annotation, biological process: inflammatory response. Gene Ontology annotation, molecular function: cytokine activity.